Molecule: messenger RNA, 8806 nt
Organism: Ctenopharyngodon idella (grass carp)
Lineage: Eukaryota; Metazoa; Chordata; Actinopteri; Cypriniformes; Xenocyprididae
Exons: 5
Coding region: 124-3918 (1264 amino acids)
Source: RefSeq, a predicted model, not a curated record
UGCAUUUUAUGAGCCAUCUCACAAGCAAAAUUGCAACUCUGCUUUUUUUCAGUAAGCGCUAAGGAGGAGGACCUGCAAGGCUUUCAGUCCCUGCAAACUGAGAGUGCAACCUUCAUAAUAACUAUGCCAUCAGAAGAGCAAAACAGCUCCAGUGACAACGGUGGAAAAGUUUCCACUGAAAGCCCUCCUCGCCUGACUGUGGCUGUAAUCAGUUCUCCAGGGACAGAUUUGUUCCAUACACUACAUGAGAGGCAGCACUCAAGUACAGUAAAUGCAACCACAACCAGUGAUAAAGAUGCAAUUACCUCAAAUGGGCCAAGCUUUGUCUUAGCUUAUGGUACAGUUUCACAUUCCACGAGUAAGGAUGGCACUGCAGCGAAGUCUUUUCAGUCUGAAGGAGACCACUCAUUGAUCUCCAAUGAUGAGGGAAGGCUUCAUCCCUCAGCUGAGGCUGAAUUUGAGUCAAUGAUGAAUGACACCAUGAUGCCUGCUGCUCAUCUGUCCGGAGGCAGGGAAAAGAUCUCAGCUUUUUUUCACGCUUCACUGGAAAGCAAGAAUCAAAGAGUCUUGGAGUCUAUUACUCCUUCGCCUGCAAAUGACAUUCCCAUGGUAUCAGCCUCUGAUCCAGCAGUAAUUGAUAACCUUGGGGAGUCAAACAAGAGUGUGGAAAGACAGGGUGAAAACAAGAAUGAAAAUUGGACUCUGGAGUCGUUUAGAGCUGAUAACCCUCUGAAUCAUACUGAAGAGGCAUCUUUGAAUAAGAAUCAUUCGACCAUUAUGCAUUUUACAGUUUUGCAGGGUUUAGGGCUUUUAACCUCUGAGCUCAGUCAAAACCCAAAAAAUGGAUCUGAGCCUGAGCCAAAAGAACAGAAGAAUCUGCUUUCACCAAGUUCACUGAUCCUUGAUACUCCAUUACAAGUGAAAUCAGCCAGCCAAGUAAUAGUUAAUAAAAUGACAAAAAGCAGCAAAAAUCCCAGCACCAAUGGACCAAAACCCUUUGGGGUGUCACUAAAGAACCCAGACUCAAUGUUUUUAUUCUCUGCUUCAAAGCUGACCCCUACAAAGAUUUCAGAUGCAACCACGCUGAAUUAUUUUUCAAACAUGGUAACAGCUGCUGGCGAAAUGCACGUGACAAAACAAUUUGUGGUCUCACGGUUGAUAUCUGACUCCAUGCAUAGAAUUGUCUCAGCGAGGAACGCACUAGAAAGCAAAUCGAUUUUUUACACCAAAUCAAGUAAAGAGCGUCAAAUUAAACCAAUGCUCCAAACCUCAGCAAACAGUUUCGUUCACCGCCUGAAUAAAAGUGACCUUUCUUUGGUCGCUCAAAACUCUUCUCUUCUCAAAACGUCAGAUCUUUGUACCAAAGAAGCCAGAACAUCUAAUGUAUCAGUGACAGAGAAACAUAACAAAAUGGAUCAUUUUCCAGUUCGGCUGAAUGAAUUGAUAGCCUUUAGUACUGCCUCAUUUACCAACGCUGAGGAAGCAACUAUAGCAAAUAAGCAAAUGUUCAUGAAACAGACUCAAAGUUCACUUGCAGCUCUCCAAACCCUUUUACCUCAAGAAGACACUUCAAAAAACCUCGAUCAAUUUGAUGAAUUAUCUACAGCAUUGCCUCUUCUACCUCUGACAAAGCUUAAGAAUGUGUUCCAUGUCUUCAAAGUGAAUGAUCAUCAGCCUCAAAAGCCUCUAAAUCAUUUCCCCUCAGAGAGAUUAAAGCCUUUUGUAUCAGCUCAAGCUCAUGAAUCCAUUCCACCUUCGUUUACAUCUGCAACUGUGAAGGGAUUCACAAAUAUGGAAAACUUCGCUAAAUUCAGCUCUACUAACCAAAACCAACAGUAUGGAGUGUCACAAAAAUUGCCAUACAUCAUAUCCGAAAGGCCAAACGUGAACUCAAGCAUAUUAACGGGACAAGAAACGGCGAACACAACCACAAUCAACAAAAGCAUGUCACAUUUUAGGGUCCCACUUACUAGCAGCAACAUACCCACAACAAAGACCUUCAUUACAACAACUAUGUUUUUAAAACCCUGGGUGUCUUUUGCCAACAAUGCUCGUGCAAUUCCGCAAAAAAAGUCCUUUCUGCUACCAACACCUUUCGGUAAGUCACAAAAUACUGUGACAACAACAGACUCCAAAGUUUUCUCAAAACUUUUGUCCAUCUCUAAGAAAAGUAAUAGCGAGUAUGCCUUUUUAAAUCACACACUGACAACUGGAAAGAUUGGUUUGCCGUUAGACGACAAACAACAAGAUCUUAAAAACCCAAGAGGGACUGUGAUGCUGUUUUUUGGCAGCUACACAGUUAGCAGUAUCCCAUCAGUCCAGCAGCUCAUUGAAGCUCACCCUGGAGAGGUAUUUCUCACAGAAGCACCGCAAACACAAUCUGUACUUCAGAUUGAGUCAUACUUAAAAAAGAGAGAUGACAUGGUUAAACCAACAACUCUGAAACACCAUGAUCAGAACAGUGCUUCAGUUGAAGGCAUGAAUCAAACCUCGUUGACGCCAAUUCCACACAAGAUUGUUUCACACCCAAUUCACACAUCUGUUUCCCCCGUUGUUCACUUGAAUACAGAGUUUAAACCACAACUGACCUUCUCAGCUUUACCUUCAGUGUCAAUUGGGCCUGCAAUAGUGCAAAAAAGUGGACAAGACAACCACAAAAAUCCACUUUUAUCACAUCAUAUGUUUGUAAAUUUAUCAGAUGUUAAGGAGCAUCCUCAGAACAUGACAUCCAGCCAAAUUUCUGGCAUCAGUAGGCACACAACAGCUGCAGCACGACCAGAAGGGGCCCUGAACACGUCACUCCUUGAAUCAUCCAAUGGAACAACUUUUCCUUUGUUUCUUUUUCAAAUGCAGAAUGUGUUGCAUAAAGAGCAUUUGACCUUAACUGAAGACCACACCGAGUUUUUCUCAGCAGUAAAUCAGCAUUCACAAACGACGCAAUCAAACUUUCCAGCUGACGAAAUGUCCAGUUUAGGCACAGAUGACGUACAAAAACACCUUGGGCAGACUGAGUUGUCUGCUGUUACUGGGGAGAAGUUUGCUUCUCUUGUCCACGCAGAUUUGAGUUUCUCAAGUACAGAGAAACAAUUGCUCCCCAAUGGUUCAUUACCGUCCAGGGGAGGGAGUGAAGAUAUUUCACAUGCCACCACUCCAUUUGCUGAAAGUGACUAUGGGAGAUCUGCUGAUUUUGUGUCAGACCUGCCAGUAAUAAACAGGAAGAGGAGGGUUACAUCAUCCGAUUCUCUCAUUGGUCUGGCGCAAAUCUCAGAUGAUAUCUGCGGGACUGGCAACUACACAGCAGAGAUGAGUCUGAACUUGGAGAGAGAUAUCAUGCCCGGAGAUCUCAUCCCUGCCCUAGGAAACCUGCAUGUCGUCAUCAGCCUCAAAACAAAUAACAGCCAGGUGAACCUAGAGAUAAAAUCCUGCUGCCUCUCGCCCACCGGCAGACUUGAUGAAUUUAACACCACCUGCUGCAUUUUUUCCAGGCUGCCUAUAGAGCCUCACGGCAUUAGACUGCUUCCCAGGGUCCUGUCAAAGAGGGCUAGCUUCACCAUCAGUCUCUUCCAGAUGAUCAAUUACUCCACCGCUUACCUGCACUGUGACCUGAGUGUGUGCUUGAGGAACCAUUCUGAGUGCGAGAGGCAGUGUGAGCAGCAUCGAAAUUCACAUCUCAGAGAGGAAUCGAGGGCCAUCUUCAGCAGCACAGGAAACCGCAUUUCUUUCGGCCCUGUUUUGAAAGGAGCAGACAAUUCAUCAGCCUCUGAAACAGCAGAUGACACUGAAGCCAUGGUGGUGAUUAUCAGCUCAGUGGCCUGCUGUUUGCUGGCGUGUUUGGCUCUCUUGCUUGUCUGGAUUGGGAACAGACGUUGUCUGCAGAGGUCUGCCUACUGCUGGUCCAGGGGCCUUUGUGAAUGCUAACAAAACAGCGCUCACUGCAAUUCAGCCAACCAGACUAAAAUCUGCAUCGAGCACUCAAUCAUUAUCUGACAGUUUUUGAAUUGCUCAUCAUUAUGUUUAGUUGCUGCACUGGGAAACUAAUGAAACUAUUAACAUUGUUAAAAGUGACCCAAAGUGCUCUUGAAUAAUCAUUUAUACUGCAUUAUAGUGCCAAGCUUUGAGUUUUACAAUAGAGAUUUUAAAAAUACAAGCCAACCAUUUCAUGUGAAUACUUAUACUGAGUAAAUAUUGUCAGCAAACAGCUAUUUAAAGGGAUAAUUCACAUAAUUCACCCUCAUGUUGUUUCAGAUCCUACCUUGCUUCUGUAUUAAAGUGCAGUCACAUUUACCUUUAUUCUGCAAAUUUUCUUAGACGAAAUCCAGUAAUUUCAGUAGGAAUCCAUGUGAAUGGGAAUUAUUUUUGAUAGCAAAAGAUUUCCCCACACAAAUUUUGCAAUGGGUUCAAGCUGCUCACGCAUAUUGUCCAACUGAAUGCUGUUUGGUGUGAAAGAGACUUCAGUGUGAGCUGUGCUGUGCUUCAUAUAUCACUACACUAUUGACAAUAGACCUUUUUUGCCUUUAUGAAAUUUGGCUGAAAUUUUGCCGCAUCUUUACACAAAAUAUUUUUUGAAGAAUGUUUAUGAAAGUCUGUCAAGUCCUAAACUAGACUGGGCCCCAUUGACUUUCAUUGUAUGGAAAAAAAACAGACAUUUCUCAAAAUGUGACCCAUGCUGGCAGAAUGAGUCGCAAUGAGCAAAUUUUCAAAAAUGAGUUAUUGUUAUUCUCAUGUUCAAAAACCUUCAAAAUGAUGUAUGAUUUGUUGGAAAAAAAUGACUGAGCUACACCUGUUUUAAGUCGAUAAAGUCAGCAAAGUCAAUUUUGAGAAAAAUUGAGUUAAAAACAAAAUCGCCUAGCAACCAUACUUUAAAAUCCCUGGUGAUACCACCAAAUUUGGCACAAACCAAGUCAAAACCCAUAUCUAUAGGAUAUAUAUAUAUUCAACUUUUUUUUUUUUUUUUUAAUUUUGAUUAACAUUAAUGAAACAGACAGCCUAUAUAUUAAGACCUACUGUACCACACGUAGCCUAUCUAAUAUAAUGUUACACAUCAGAUGUUUUUCCCCAACAGUUAACUAAACGUUCACUUAAGACACAACAGAUAAUGUUUGUGUGAAUACUCGCCAAGACAGAUUUUUUUGAAAUACUGUUCUGUGUAUAUGUGUCGGGAUCGUGCUCUGAGGCGUCAUUGUGCCCGCGCUUCGGAUCUGUCAGUCAGCGCGAGUAGAAUCAUUUUGUUUACAUCAGCAUGAGUGUGCCCAGACAGCAACAUGUGGAUUACACGCGGACCAGAUGUGGGCCGGAUCUGGCCCGACACUAUGUUGCUGUCAGGGUAAAAAUCACAUUUCAUUGGUUCAGACUCAUCCCAUCGAGAAAUCGCUAUGAAUAUUCACAAAGUUGAAUAUUCACAAAGUUGCUGCGCUUAAAAACGAUACCAAACUUGCGCUGAGGGAAGCGCGAGUCAUCCAGAAGCGAGCAGAGAAAACGUCUCAGGUUAUGACUAUAACCAUGGUUCCCUGAGAGAGGGAACGAGACACUGCGUCCCGAAAGGGGCGCUAUGGGAACGCCCUCAGCGUGAAUGCGUCUGAUGCACGUGUGUCAACUAGUCCAAUGGCGAGAGUGAACGUCACUGGUGGGUGACGUCACGACCAGGAAAGGAUAAAUACACAUCCGGAAAGACCGGCUUCAGCUUAAAUUGCCGAAGCAAAUCGAUCACAGGAAUGCAGGGAGUAUGGCAACGCGACGCAGUGUCUCGUUCCCUCUCUCAGGGAACCAUGGUUAUAGUCAUAACCUGAGACGUUCCCUUUCGAGGGAACUCGCACUGCGUCCCGAAAGGGGCGCUAUGGGAACGAUAUCCCAAAACGCCAUAAUUCCAAAAUGCCUGUCCGUGUGAAACUGUGGCACACUAAGACGAGAGCACUGAUGAGCCUGGAGCUGCGUCCAGGUCGAGAUAUAUCAUCUCACAACGUGAGUGGCGAGGAUCAGCCCACCACAUCACAGACUUCCUUGAGGAAAACCCCCAACAACAAGGCCGUGGAAGCCACCAUACUCCUAGAAGAGUGAGCUCUGACAGACAGUGGAUACUGCUGACCAGAGACCUCAUACGCAAGUGACAGUCUCAACUAUCCACUUGCUAACCAUGGACGCAGGGAGACCCCUUAUAGCGCGGUCCAAAACAAACAGUUGAUCUGAAGUCCUCCACAGGGCAGCUCUGUGGACAUUAGGUGUCCAGUGCUCACACUGGACACACAAGAUUCAACUUUUCCUGGUCUGGAUCUGAGAACAGAGGACAGAAAGCUUGCAGCACUAUAGGCCGUGGAAUAUUGGUCAGAACCUUAGGUAUAUAACCCGGUAGGGUAAAGGAACACUUGACCAUCCCUGGUGCACACUCAAGGCACGCAGGGGAUACAGAUAGGGCCUAAAGGUCUCCUACUCUUUUUAGGGGAGAACCCAAGCAGGAACCCUAGAGCAUGCUGCAGGCCUCAGCCUCAGAGUGCCACGAAGGAAACGAUACCUCAAAGGGUUAUACCCCACAAAUAUACCAUCCACAGGGACAUGGAAUGCAGAAAUACGAGGAUAGUUUCCUUGUGGCUGGAGUUCUGGAGUAAAGUAUGGUUUCCACAACCUCGGUUGAGAGACCAAAUACUAUGAGUUGGGCCCCCUCAGGGGCCAAACCCACAGGUUCAAUACUUCUGGGCAGGGUGAAAAGUCAAACCCUUCACCUGAGAUAGAAGGUCUCUCCUGAUCAGAAUCUCCGAGGGAGAGCCGUCGAGGAGAAACACAAGUUCCAAGAACCAUAUCAGACUUGGCCAGUAAGGUGCUACUAACAGACUUAUUCCUUCCCGGCGAAUUUUGUCCAGAACUCCUGGGAGCAGAACAAUUGGGGGAAAAAUAUACAGACAUGGCCCCGGCCAUGUCUGUACCAUGGCAUCCAGUCCAAGAGGAACUGGAUGUGUAAGGGAUAACCACAGUGGACAGUGCGCCGUAUCCUGAGACGCGAAAGAUCCACUUCCACGUGGCUAUAAAUCUCCCAUAUAAGCUUCACCACUUUGGGGUGAAGUCUCCAUUCCCCUGGCCUCAGCCCCUGUCUCGACAGGACGUCUGCUCCUAUAUUCUAGGUCCCUGGAAUAAGAUUGUUCUCACAGAGAGCAUCUUUCCCAGGGACCACAGGAGGAUCUGGUGUGCCAGAUAGUGGGCGCGAGCGCAGACCCCCUGUUGAUUUAUACAAGAAACCAUCGAUGCAUUGUCUGUUCAGACAGCUCGAUGACCUCUCAGGUCUGGGAGGAAGAACUUCAAUGCAUUGAACACUGCCAUCAUCUCCAGGCAAUUAUGUGCCACGAAAGAUGACUCCUCCACAGCCCUUGAGCUGAGCGGCCUUCCAUUACCACUCCCCAGCCUGUGAGAGAAACAUCUAUCAUGAGAGUGACUCAAUGAUAUUAAGCUCCUAACACAGGGCCCUGGGACAGGAACCAACUUUUCUUCCAUAUAACCAAGGCGCGGAGACACCGCCGUGUGAUCUUGAUCAUACGAAGUGGGUUCCCCCUCAGGGACAACCCUUGGUCCUGAGCCACUACUGUAAGGGUCUCAUGAACAGCAGGCCAAAAGGUAUCACCAUUGGACGCAGCUGCCACCAGACCCAACAGUUUUAGAAAACUGUUUUACAGUGAGUGACUGGCCUAGAUAUAUCUCCUGUGUGACUGAAAAGAUUGCAGAAAUACGAGUGGGCGACAGAACGGCCCGCAGCGUCACUGAAUCCAUACCAUGCCCAGGAAGGUGGUUCUCUGUAAUAGAGAAAGCACACUCUUCUUGGCGUUCAGCCACAACCCCAAUUUUUAUAUGAGCAAGAACGACAUCUCGAUGUCGAACUGACCAUCUGUUCUGACUGCGCUAAUAUUAGCCAGUCAUCUAAUCAGCUCAGAAUGCGUAUGCCCUGCAGCCUGAGCAAGGCCAAAGCUGCAUCUACGUAUUUCAUGAACGUGUGGGGUGAUAGAGCUAGACCGAAUGGAAGAACCUAAUAUUGGUAUACUUUGCCUCUGAAAGCAAACCUGAGGAACUUCCUAUGCUGUGGAAGGAUAGAGACAUGGAAGUAUGCAUCCUUUAGAACUAUCAUGACAAACCAGUCCUCGGAUCUGGUUUAGCGUCAACAUUUUGAACCCAAGUCUCCUGACUGAACGAUUCAAAUGAUUAAGAUCUAAUAUAGGACGCAACCCUCCAUCCUUCUUUGGAACAAAAUAGUAGCGGCCCUAAAAACCCUAACUCUCUGCUGGGAGGAGGAACCCAUUUUGUAGCUCCUUUCGCAAAAGAGUUUACUUUCUGUUCCAUCACCAGAGCCUGCCCAGUGAGAUAAAUUUGGCAGAAGCCUCAACUCUGCCAGAAAAUCCACAAAAGGGAACCAGCCUCUCAAAGCUGGUCUCUGGUAUACCUAGAGCAGCCACUUUGGUGACCUGAAAUACACUGGCAGGAAACAACCCAUUUGACUGCUUUUCGACCCUCCUCAGAGGGUGCGAACCUGACGCAGCGUCGUGUGAACGCUGAGUCAUAGCUUGCUGGAAACUGCUGCGCCCUGAAACACCAAGGGUGCCAGGGUUGGUAGAACGGCCCCAUACAGACAAUGAAGUUGAGCGGGCACCGUAUAUUGAGGUGUACACCGCUCUAUCCCGUAUGGGGCUGCCCUUAGAUUCCAUUCAGAGGGUGCGAGCCUGAUGCAACGUCGUGUGAGCGCUGAAUCAAAGCUUGCUGGAAACCGCUGCGCCCCAAAGCACCGAGAGUGAUGGGGUUAGCAGAUCGGUCCCCUGAGGGCAACGAAGUGGCACGG